CAACUUGCUAUGCCUUUCAUCAAGAUGAAAUCCUUCUUCAAUCGUUUCCAAACCAAUUCCAUAAAAAAAUGCAGCUAAAUUUUACAAGUAAAAUACUAACAUUACGAUUCUAAUGAUAAUACCAUCUCACAUUCUCAUCACCGCCAUCAUCCACUUGUCUCUGUGUGCAGCAUUCUGCCGAGCACAAGGCGGCAAUAACAACACCUCAACCAAUACCUGCAGAAGUAAUGGCGAGUGUGGGGUAUUCGGCAACUGCGACCCGCAAUCUGCACCAGUUUGCAGUUGCUUGCCCGGAUUCAUCCCGCAGAAUGCUAGGGCUUGGGAGUCAGGGAACUGGAGCGGCGGAUGCGUGAGAAAGGUCGCUUUGAAUUGCGGCAACGCGACGAUUGGCGAUGGGUUUAAGAAGCUCGAUUCGAUUAAGAUUUCGAACUACACUUCCCGAUCGUCUGUUUCGGAAGACGAGUGUGCAGGUGUGUGUUUGGGGAAUUGUUCGUGUUUGGCGUAUGCACUUGAUUCGGGAUUUGGGUGUUUGAUGUGGAGCGUGCCCUUAAUCGACGUUCAGACGGGCUCCAGCUUGGGCUCUGAUAUUUACCUCCGCCUCUCUCUUUCCGAUUCCGAGUUGGCAGGUCACAAGAAAGGGUUUAAGAAGAUCUUUAUAGUUUUGCCAAUCCUUAGCUUUGUUGUUUUGUGUGUUUGUUCAUGUUUUGGUUGGAAAUGGAUUGCUAAACGCAGAGGCAAUGGAGAAGCCACUGAAUAUGACAAUGCUACUCAAGAUGCAACGAGUCGGGAUAAUCUUGAAGACAUACCGUUGUUUAAAUAUGAGGAACUGGCGAAUGCGACCAAUGAGUUCUCUGAAGCUAACAAGCUAGGGAAGGGUGGUUUCGGUCCUGUCUACAAGGGAGUUUUGGCUAGUGGGAGAGAAAUUGCAGUGAAGAGGCUUUCAACUGCAUCAGGACAAGGGUUGCAAGAAUUUAUGAAUGAAGUGAAACUCAUUUCGAAACUCCAACACAGGAAUCUUGUUAGAUUACUUGGCUGCUGUGCAGAGGAUAGAGAGAAGAUGUUGGUGUAUGAAUACAUGCCUAAUAAAAGCUUGGAUUUUUUCCUAUUUGAUCAAUCGCAAGAGGUCCUAGAUUGGAGAAAGCGUUUCAAUAUUAUUGAGGGUAUUUGUCGAGGCCUUCUCUAUCUCCACAGAGAUUCUAGAUUGAGGAUAAUCCAUCGAGACCUCAAGCCUAGCAACAUACUGUUGGAUAAUGAUUGGAACCCGAAGAUUUCAGACUUUGGCAUGGCCAGAAUAUACGAGGCCAAGCAAGAUCAUGUCAGCACAGUGAGAGUGGUAGGAACAUAUGGAUAUAUGCCUCCUGAGUAUGCAAUGAAAGGAAGAUUUUCAGAAAAAUCAGACACGUUUAGCUUCGGAGUUUUGAUGCUGGAGAUUGCCACUGGGAGAAGGAACACAAGCUUCUAUCCUCAGGAAGGCUCUUUGAACCUUCUCGGACAUAUUUGGACAGCAUGGAAAAAAGACAUUGUCACGCCUUUGAUAGAUCCAAGAAUAUCGAGUUCAAGUUACCAGACAGAGGUGAUGCGGUGCAUACAUAUCGGACUAUUGUGUGUUCAAGAACUUCCUGAAGACAGGCCAUUUAUUUCGGCUGUACUGUCAAUGCUAAGAAGUGAAAUCAUAGAGCUUCCUAAACCAAAACAGUCGGCGUUUUCUUACAAGUCGAGCCGCACGGAUACAGCAGGUGUAGUGAUCAAAGAUCCACAAACCAUCACAUCCCAAAAACAGAUAUAUAAAUUAGGAUUCUUCACACCUCCAAACACAACCAACCGCUACUUAGGCAUCUUCUUCUCCUUCUCCCAAGAAACCGUGAUUUGGGUCGCCAACAGAGACACACCCCUCACUGAUUCUUCCGGCUCCGUUACUCUGUCCCGCGACGGCAAUCUUGUCGUCUUGGAUGGGACUACUAAUCAAACCGUCUGGUCCACCAAUCUCACCACUAGAUCUUCUGUCAUUAAUCCAGUCGUCCAAAUCUUGGACACUGGCAAUCUCGUCUUGCGGGAAGAUGCCACGGGAGACGUGUUAUGGGAGUCGUUCUCAGAGCCUACCGAUGUGAUUGUGCCAGGCAUGACGCUGAGCCAGAAUGUGAAGACAGGGAAGAUGGUGGCGCUGUCGGCGUGGAAAAACACCUCUGAUCCCGAGCUAGGAAGUUUCACCGCUGGCCUUGAAGCACAGAGCAUCCCACAGCUUGCCACGUGGAACAAGGGGAGUCUGCACUGGAGGAGCGGGCCGUGGAACGGCCUCAUCUUUCUCGGGAUAAAGGAGAUGUUCUAGUC
This is a messenger RNA of Salvia splendens (bonfire salvia), 2328 nucleotides long. RefSeq names its product G-type lectin S-receptor-like serine/threonine-protein kinase At1g11330. Gene Ontology annotation, cellular component: plasma membrane. Gene Ontology annotation, biological process: recognition of pollen; protein phosphorylation. Gene Ontology annotation, molecular function: ATP binding; protein serine/threonine kinase activity. Bases 113 to 2326 code for a protein of 737 amino acids. NCBI's taxonomy places the organism in Eukaryota, Viridiplantae, Streptophyta, Magnoliopsida, Lamiales, Lamiaceae. The record is from RefSeq and is a predicted model, not a curated record. The transcript has 8 exons.